Molecule: messenger RNA, 1347 nt
Organism: Serpula lacrymans var. lacrymans S7.9
Lineage: Eukaryota; Fungi; Basidiomycota; Agaricomycetes; Boletales; Serpulaceae
Exons: 6
Coding region: 1-1347 (448 amino acids)
Source: RefSeq, a predicted model, not a curated record
AUGUCCACCAUCAUUACAGAGGCCAUAUCCCACGAAGACAUAAAAAAAAGAUCAUAUGCAAACCUUGCAGGUGCAGCAACUUCAGCCAAAAAUAAAGACUUACGAAGAACCCUUGAAGAGGCUGUUCAUCAGCGGUGCAACGGCCGAAGACCUUAUUCGUGGCAGUUGGAUGCCUCAGAGGCAUUUUCUCUAGGCCUCGACUGUACAAUUAUUGUGGGCACAGGCUCAGGCAAGACACUGCCAUACAUCAUAUCUCCAUUGAAAACAAUUGAAGACAAGCAAGCUCACCAAUUCCGCAUGUGGGGUGUCCAGUCAGUUGCAGUCAAUGGAGACACAUAUGACAAAGACUUACAUAGGUCGCAGGCUGGCUUUAGGAGGCUCCACAAAAUGCUGCCUGCACGUCUGAAGGGCCAGGUUGAUUUCUUGAACUCACCACGCACACGGAAAACUGUCUUACAAGACUUUUGUGAUGGCAAAAUCAGGGCCAUACUGAAAAAGAAACAGGGACCCGACAUACCUGAUAUAGAACUGGUGAUUCAGUUUGGAGUUCCGCCAUCCCUAACUGUGUGGCUUCAACGAGCUGACCAAGCUGCUUGCCAUUUCUCUCUUCAAGGCCAGGCUAUAUUGAUGGUUGAGGAAUAUGUCCUACAACAAAUAGGUUUAAGGAAAAACAAGACUGAAAAAGAGGAAGGACAAUCAGAGAAUGAUUUAGAUGAAUCAGAAAACGACAAGGACGCAGAACAAGAAAACACAUACCAUAAGAAAAUUGAUGAAGCAUUUUGUGCUUGGAUUGAAACCAAAACUUCACCUACUGGAGUCUGCUAUGACGACUGCAGCACCCCAUUCCACACCCUUUCAGAACCCAGUGAUAUUGAAGAAGAAGACUCGCCCAGCAAUGAUCUGAACCCAGCAGGCAACACACCCUCUACACCAUUAGACGCAACUCAAAGCUCGUACUCCACCUGGAGCUGGACAUCCUCACGCACUCCUACUGCCUCAUCUCUUCCACUUUUCACACCUUUACAACUGCAACCUCAAGUACCAGCCUCCAGCUCACCUUUUUCCACUUGCAGCAUUGCAGUCCCAGACCACAUCCAGCAAGCCACUUGUGUAUUAAAUACCGCUGCACCAGAUCUUCAAAAGCUUCUACAAGGACAAGAUAUUAAUGCUAGGAUCAUUAACAGCGCCGUGAAGGUCCAGAAGGGUGUCAUAAGUGGUCCUUCUCCCCAAAAUAGACCCAAAGCACCAAGCACCAAUACCCAUAAGGGCAAGGAGCAAGAUUCUGCUAUGCUAGAAGCUGUCACAUCUUGGCAACCAGAUUCUUGUGCAAGAUUUUUUGCAGUGUAG